AUGUGAAGAGACAGGAAGUAAAUGAUGAUUCCUUUUUAUUCCUUUUUGUUCUUUACGAUUUGUGUCGAGGGAUGAGUUCACCUCAAAAUGGCCCCAAAAACCGGAACGUGUUCCCUCAUUCUGCUGCUACUGCUGCUGGCAGAGUUUUCUGAAGAAAGAGGGCCGAUGUGUCAGUUGGUGGACUGUGCCUGGGGCCCGUGGAGCAGCUGGAGCGACUGUUCGGCACCCUGCGGGAACUCUGGUACCUGGACUCGGAACAGGGGGGUCGCCCAUCACGCUCAGUGUGGUGGGGUGGGCUGCGCGGGACCGAGCUCACAGACGGAGCCGUGUAACCGGUUCUGUUACAAUGGCGGGACUCCACUUACCUCUCACUGUGCGUGUGAAAGUGACCACUGGAACACCUGCUGUCAAUCAGCCUGUACUCCGAUCAGCCACUGCGCCAGUCUGAGCUGUACCCACGGCAGUAACCAGCAGUGUGUGCGGUGUGACGGAGACUUCGGGGUCCUGGGGCAGGCCUACCACAACCUGGGAACCAGCUGUAGAAAGGCCUGUUCGUGGCGUGAGGACAGCAACAGCUGUUACCCAGGGACCUGUGCCUCAGGUGUUCAAUCCUGCACCUGCGCACCUGGCUUUGGAGGGCCGCACUGUCGCACAGUCCUGCAGGCUCCAACAUUUCAUGACUGUUCCUAUGAACUAACAGGAAACAAUGGGAUUGCCACUUCACACGGCAGUUGCAGCCGCUCCAGUGAGGAUGGUGACGCAGCCCACAUCAACAUGGCGCACGUGGAGCGGAUCAGAGUCAGGUGGACUGCCACCUUCCAGCCUCCCAACCUCCCUGCCCCUCCUGUCUACGUAAAAAGCAUGGCUCUCGGCAUCACAGGAGGAAGCAUUGCUGUGUCAUUGCGAGACGAAACUGCUAAGACUGCUUCUGCCACCACAACCUGUAGCACAGCCAUAGGCAGAGGGACAGCAGAUGUACCAGAGCAGGGCGUGUUCACCUGUGAGGAGGACAUCUCGGUGGAAUGGACUGCCUCCAACGGACAAGGGAUCCAAAUCCUCCUGAUGGCCACAGCUGGAGGAAACGUUCACCUGUACGAUCGGGACAGCAACAGUGCAGUGAAGGUCAAGUACUUCACCGCUCUCCAAGCGAACCACACGGCUGACAUCAUCUUCAACCUCUUCAGGUUUGACCUCAAGCCUCCCAGACAAGGGAACAUAUCUUCACCAGAAGGCUGUACUGACAUCCCCUGGGUCCUGUACGGCGGGCUUGCUGCAGGAGUUGUCCUCUUUCUCAUCAUCACUGUGGCCGUCUGCUACGGCUACCGCUACUUCAGGAAGGGCCGAAGAGAAACCAUACAAACCCCCGCCCCAUGCUCCCAGAACAUUUAUGGGAACGCUGCCUACAGCCGUGACAACUUUGACAACGCUACUGCACCGUCAACAGGCAAUGUAGUACUGCAGAAAGAGUUAAAGACAGAAGAGCAUGAUGUAGAGAAAGACUAUGAGAUAGAGAAAGAAUAUGAGUUAGGGAAAGACCACGAGUUAGAGAAAGACCAUGAAUAUGAUGAGCCCAGUCAUUACUAGGGGCUCAAGCCUUGUGUUAAUGAGUAUGGAGAUCAAGGUCCACUAGACAAGUGAAUUUGCUAAGCUCUCGCUUCUAAGGGAUCUACACAUGUACAUGCAUCUCAAUGACAUCAAGACAUAAUAUGGUAAGAGAGGAAAAGUGAAUUGUUGUGACAUACUGUAACAAGUAUGCAGAGAGAGUUUGGUGUAGAUACAUGUACAUGGCAGCACCUACAUUACCUAACAAAGACUGUUGGAUAG
Molecule: messenger RNA, 1824 nt
Organism: Branchiostoma belcheri (Belcher's lancelet)
Lineage: Eukaryota; Metazoa; Chordata; Leptocardii; Amphioxiformes; Branchiostomatidae
Exons: 8
Coding region: 88-1584 (498 amino acids)
Source: RefSeq, a predicted model, not a curated record